AUUCUAUCGUACACAGAAAUACUCACAGCACUGCUGCGCAGUUAUGAGAUGAUAGGGCUGCUUCUAUUUGCAGAUGUCUUUGUUGCUAUAAAGUGGAAGAAGACAGGUAAGAAAAGGAUGAAGAGGCUUCUGGGUCCAACCCCUUGGCCGAUUACUGGAAACUUGCUGCAACUUGAAGAAGAUCCUCAUAUUAUACUAACAAAAUCAAGAGAGAAAUAUGGAGACAUGUUUCAAACAAAGCUGGGAUCCAUGCCAGUGGUAGUUCUGCAUGGCAUUGACACAUUUAAGCAGGCUUUAGAAAUACAAGGAGAAAGCUUUGUUGGCAGAUCAGAUCUUUAUAGUUUUUCUCUGACUGAAAAUGAAGGAUGUAUGACUUUCAAUAAGAAAUAUAGAGAAGGAUGGGAUGUCCACAAGGAGAUUGCAAAAAAUGCCCCGAGACAGCUGUCAUCAAGAGCAGACCAAAACUUUACAUGCUCUUGUCUGCUACAAGAACACAUACACUUUGAAGUUUCAGAGAUUGUGAAAGCAUUUAGGGACCUCUCAGACACAGCGGGUAGCUUUGAUUUUGCUAGCUUCCUCACCAGAUAUUUAGCAAGUGUCAUCUGUAACCUGUGCUUUGGAAAAAGGUACAACCAAAAUGACAAGGAGUUCCUCACAGUUCUUCAAAUCAGCCAUGAGGUCAUGCAGAUCUUCAGCUGUAGCAAUGCUGCAGACCUUUUCCCCGCUUUUCAUCGUCUUCCUGACAAUAAGCUGAGAUGUGUCUUCACUUGUGUUCAAAACAAGAAAAGUACUACUGAAGACACUAUACUAGAUGGAUAUUUUAUUCCUAGAGAUACCUGUGUUUUCAUAAAUCAGUCAACCACGGAUAACAUAAUGGACGAAACCCCUGGAAGAUUUGUCCUUGACAACUGUCCAAUAAAUAAGGACCUAACUGAAAAAGUAAUGAUCUUUGGACUUGGGAAAAGAAAAUGCUUGGGGUACAGCUUUGCUCAUGUUGAAAUCUUCACCUUAACAAUGUUGCUAUAUCGACUGAAUAGCAACAGCUCACUGGGCCAGAAUUUAUGUCUCUCCCCAAAUUUUGGACUAGCAAUGAAAAGUACACAGUUUAAAAUUUCAGUCUCACUGAGAACAUAA
Fulmarus glacialis (Northern fulmar) is the source of this 1134-nucleotide messenger RNA. RefSeq names its product cytochrome P450 1A1-like. Gene Ontology annotation, molecular function: heme binding; iron ion binding; steroid 17-alpha-monooxygenase activity. The annotation marks the transcript as partial. The record is from RefSeq and is a predicted model, not a curated record. Gene Ontology annotation, biological process: hormone biosynthetic process; progesterone metabolic process. The transcript has 3 exons. Lineage: Eukaryota; Metazoa; Chordata; Aves; Procellariiformes; Procellariidae.